Orbicella faveolata is the source of this 1278-nucleotide messenger RNA. RefSeq lists its product as uncharacterized. The record is from RefSeq and is a predicted model, not a curated record. Lineage: Eukaryota; Metazoa; Cnidaria; Anthozoa; Scleractinia; Merulinidae.
UUGUCUUCGCGUCACGCCAGGCUAAAUACAAAAAGCCUUUAAAUUAUUGGUCAAAAGCUUUACCUUGUUUUCAUUUUUCCGCGAAAGGGAAAAUCACAUAGAGUCUGCAUCAUUUCAGGGUAACAAUUUGCAAAGACUUGUGUAAAGUAAAACGUUGGCCUUAGCUGUGAUCUAUGACGACAAAAAGGGAAUUUACAGUGGCUAUUUAUGCCAACGAGUACAAGCAAAUAUGUGCCUGGGUUUUGAAGCAUCAAAGCCUGGAGACGGGAGGAGAUUUGUUCGGUCUGUGGUCCGACGAUCACAGCGCAGUGAUCCAGCUUGUCUUGGGUCCAGGCAGAAACUGUCGGCGAGCGGCUCACUCGUUCUACCAAGACGUAGCGUACUUGGAGAAGGUCGGCUCCAAUCUGACCAGCAAGGAAGGUGUUUGUCACAUUGGCGAGUGGCAUUCCCAUCACAGAAUCGGUCUUAAACGACCAAGUGGCGGAGAUGAACGAACAGUAUGGACAAACAUGCCUACAUAUGGCUUGAGCCGCUUUCUCUUGUUUAUUGCCAACAUUGAGACUCAAAGCUAUGAAUGCGAAGCUGUUAGCGUCGGAUGCUUUCUGUUCGAAUUUGUGAAGGGAACCAACCAGAAGUUGGAGGUGCUGCAAGGAAACUUCCACCUGCUGCCAAAUGAAAGCCCCUUUCGUUCAAAAUGUCUGAGCGUUUUAGAGAAAGAAGCAGAGUGUCUAAACCAGAAUGAAGAACUGAAGUCUCUGAAAGAAAUACACACUGGAAGGAACAUGAAGAACAAGCGUCCCGUGAUGGGCAGUGAGAAGCCAAGAAAGUCCCGCAAGCAAAAAGGAGGAGAUGUCAGAGUGGAAGUUAAAACGAACAAGCGGUUGAAACGCGGAGAGGAACCAGAGACUAAGAACGAAAAUGAAGAGGGUAUGCUGUUUCGAAUUGUAAACGAAAUAAGGAGGCGCUGCCCUUUUUGUGCAUUGUUGUAAAGGACCUAAUAGGACUAAUCAAUCUUAAAGCACUCCAGAGUUUGCACGAAGUGCGACUUUUUACCUACCGACCGACUGACCUAACAAUAGAAUGACAGAAAAAAUGUUCUGCAACCGACUUUCUGAUUGAGCGACCGAACGACAGCUGUUCCGUCAUACCAACCGAUCGACGGUAACGAGAGAACGAGCAAUCCACUGUUUUACAAUGUUUUGUCUUUGAUAUUAGUCCUUGCCUUUGCUGUUCGCAUUGCUUGGUACAAAGAUGUAAUGAAAUGGGGUAUGUAAUUUU